Molecule: messenger RNA, 1626 nt
Organism: Solanum verrucosum
Lineage: Eukaryota; Viridiplantae; Streptophyta; Magnoliopsida; Solanales; Solanaceae
Exons: 1
Coding region: 1-1626 (541 amino acids)
Source: RefSeq, a predicted model, not a curated record
AUGGGACAGAAGUUUUCGGAGCUGAUCAAAACGGGAGAAGCCAUAGAGGAUGGCCUUAAGUCUGGAAAGGUUACAAGUUUCACUGCUUUGCAGGUCGCCAACAAAUCCUCACCAUCCAUGGCCACAGGAUUCGCUAGGAAAAAGAAAGAUGACGUGUCUGCUGUAUCUUUUAGCCCAAGGCCAAGGCCGCAAAGGUAUUUUGGGUCUGGUUCUGCCAUUGGAAACUCCAACCGAUUCCCCACAUCAAAUAUGUACCCACCAUCUCCACAAGCUCCAAUCCCAAUCUACUAUGCACAACAGAACUACCAAGCACCACCGCCUAUCUACCAAAAUCAACCACCAACCUACCAAAAUAUACUACCAAAUCACCAAGCCAAUGCAAACAAUCUACCCCGCCCUAACCUCGAAAAAAAGCCUCCCAGGGUUUUCACUCCUUUGGCAGAAACACGUACCCAACUCUUUGAGCGUCUACGAGCGGCAGUAUUGAUCCAACCAGUAGACUCAAGAACAAUUAAUCCCACAACAAAGUUCUUCGGAGCGGAUCAACGUUGUGCGUACCAUUUUGGAGGGGCAGGACAUGAUACAGAAGAACGUAUCAAUCUGAAACAUAAGAAUCAAGACUUGAUCGAUAACAGAUUCAUCACUCUCCAAGCCCCUGCCCCCAAUGUGAACCUUAACCCAUUACCGAAUCAUGGAGGAGCUACUAUCAACAUGAUUGAAAGAGACGAAUAUUGGUUUGCUAAUGGAACUAUCGGUGAAGCAAAUGUCUACUCACUUAUACCAACAUUGGCCUCAUUAACCAUAAAGGCCCGUCCAGAGUUUGUUGUAAUAACUGCACCUCAUCAGGCAUUUGCUUUGGCAAAGGAAAGAAGCAACGAGAAGCCCAAAGAAAAGUUUGUUGUCCAGGCGGCUACUGCUCAAGGGAUGACACGUUCUGGAAGAUGUUAUGUUCCGGAAGAGUUAGCUCAGGAAACACGAAGAAAGGAGAACCAAAAAAGGCCAAUCACAGAAGGUGAGGCCGAAGAAUUUUGGCAAAGAAUGCAGCCUAAGGAGUACUCCAUUGUCAAGCAUUUGGAGAAGACUCCAGCUCAAAUUUAUGUUUGGGCUUUAUUAAUGAGUUAUGAGUACCAUCGAAAACCACUGUUGAAGGUACUUGAUGAAGCGUAUGUACCGACGAGAACAAGUGGUGAGAAUCUGGCCACUAUGGUUAGUCAUGUCAUUAGGAGUCACCAGAUCUCUUUUCAAGAAGAGGAGUUACCAAUCGAAGGAGUGAUGCACAACCAUGCCUUGUAUAUCACCGUCAAAUGCAGGGACAGGUUUGUAGCGCGAGUAUUGAUUGAUAAUGUCUCAGGACUCAAUAUCUGCCCAUUAUCAACCCUUACUCAGCUAAAUUAUGAUGUAGGGAAAAAUUUUCAAAGUCGCAUGAAUGUAAGGGAGUUUGAUGGUUCGCAAAGAGAGACCAUGGGGAAAGUAUACUUGUGUAUCCAAAUGGGGCCUACAGAAUUUAUAACUGUGUUCCAGGUGAUGGGUAUAUCUACACGCUACAACUUAUUGCUAGGAAGACCAUGGAUCCAUGCUGUUGGAGCAGUCCCAUCCACAUUGCAUCAACUUUUGAAGUUCAUCUGA